UUGAAGUUGCUAAAUUAGGUACCUAAAAUACCUACCAAAUUACACAAAACAUAUUAAUGUGUUUUAGAUUCAACAUAUUAUCUUGUUGCAUUUGUAUGUUGUUUCAAGACUCUAUUUAUUUUCUGUAGUGCAAAUAUGAGAAAAUGUGUGUAUUGUAAAUUUAUUUACAAAAAAGGGAGUCAAACAUCGUUUCACAGAUUUCCAACAGAUGUUAAUGUGAAGCGUAUAUGGCUUGACAAUAUGAAAGCUAACUGGAGUCCUAAAGAAUAUGAUGCUCUUUGCUCAAACCAUUUUGAUGAAACAUGUUUUAUAGACCAUCAGAAUAGAAGAACUCUUAAAGUGGGGAGUGUGCCAACAAUUUUUAAAGAAAACUUUGAAGUUUCAGAAUCCUGCAGUGAUGAUGUAGCUAGAAUAAAAAAAGAGGAUGUGGAAGAUCAAAAGCCAACAAUUUCGCAUAUUUAUGUUUGCAAAUUUGCCAUGGAAACUCCUGCAUUAACUGAAAAUAUGGUUUCAAGUACUUCUAAGUCUAGCUAUCAGUCAUCGGAACGAAACGGUGCCAAGCAAAUUAGUGUGAUUAACUUUGAAGAUUCAAAUAUGGCUGUUUCGAACCAUCAUGAUUAUAAGACCUCUCAAAUUCUUAAAUCAAGAAUACAAUAUGGUUUGUCGCAUGACCACAAAUAUGUUAACAGUUCCGUACCUCAGAAGAAAGCUUUAAAGCAUGCUAUGAAAAAAUUAAAAGCUUCAAAUUUAGAGAAGAAAAUUUUAAAGCAACGUGUAAAAAGACUAGAAAUUAAAGUAGCGAAUCUUAAGAGCCGAUUACGUCGUCCACCGCAUUCGAUUUUAGGUAUUUAACCGGGUGCAAGAAUCGGUUGGCACACUCACGCACACUGGUAUAAGUUCAUUGCUAAAAUCGGCUGGCCCACCCACGCACACCGGGCUCAUACAUCGUCGACCGACACCUCGUUUAAUAAAUUGGUAGUUAUCGAAUUGGCUGCCUCUUUAGUAAGUUGUUUGGUGGUAGUUGGUUCAAGAUCACUUUUUAUUGCAGAUGUCUUGGAUUUGACUUCCGGGCUGUGUUUCAAGAUUAACUAGAUUUUAGACGCUCUUUUUUUCUGAGAUUCAAUCUAUUUUAUAUCUAUUUUACUAAAGAGCUUUUUCUGGUGUUGAUGAAUUGUAUAGUCUAACUAAUGGAUACGCAACAAGUCCAAAUUCGUGUUUUCGGUAAUCUUUGAUUAUUUUUCUCGAUAAGAGUAACACUUCUGUGAAAUCCAAUUGAUGUACAAUGAAGUUUAACUUCUCACUAUUUCUGCGUAUGGACUGGGUCAUUGAAAUAACUACAUAAUUUGCACCACUCAUUGGUGCUAAACCAUAAAAGCCCGGGCGCGCAUAACAAUAAGAUUUAACUGAAUGCAACAAGCAAUUCAUGACCUGUCGAUAGGCAUUUUGCUUUGGCGUUCUAAACAAGGGUAUUUACAUUAUGAAAAAUAUACGCGAAGUUUAUAAGUGGUCCGUAGGAGUUCAUGCGUGUUCUAAUAUAUUUGUUGGAAAGACUUUACCUACAUACUAAACUUUACGUAACUGUAACUUGACGUAAAAAGAGAGCAAAUCAAUCUUAAUCAAACGAAGUACCAUGUCCUCAGAGGUAUAUAGGAAAACAGGUAUAAAUCCUGAAAAAUUUAUAUUUGCAGUACCACGUCUAGAUACUCCCAAACAACCCAUAAAUUUAAUAAGAUAUUUGUAAAAAAAACUAUUGUUAUUAAGUGUUAUAAACUAUUGUUAUUAAAUUA
Pararge aegeria (speckled wood butterfly) is the source of this 1787-nucleotide messenger RNA. Its product is annotated as THAP domain-containing protein 1-like. NCBI's taxonomy places the organism in Eukaryota, Metazoa, Arthropoda, Insecta, Lepidoptera, Nymphalidae. The record is from RefSeq and is a predicted model, not a curated record. The transcript has 5 exons. Gene Ontology annotation, molecular function: sequence-specific DNA binding. The coding region runs from base 136 to 852 and encodes 238 amino acids.